Messenger RNA from Larimichthys crocea (large yellow croaker), 1362 nucleotides. RefSeq names its product putative olfactory receptor 52L2. The transcript has 2 exons. Gene Ontology annotation, biological process: G protein-coupled receptor signaling pathway; detection of chemical stimulus involved in sensory perception of smell. Gene Ontology annotation, cellular component: membrane. NCBI's taxonomy places the organism in Eukaryota, Metazoa, Chordata, Actinopteri, Sciaenidae. Gene Ontology annotation, molecular function: odorant binding; olfactory receptor activity. Bases 100 to 1041 code for a protein of 313 amino acids. The record is from RefSeq and is a predicted model, not a curated record.
UCAUCAUCAGACAAUGCAUUUCAGAAACCAGAACACUUCUGAUACCAAAAUAUUGGUCCCUUGCCUAAAGAUUCAGCAUUAAUAUGCAGACAAGCUGAGAUGGAAAAUUAUACAUACAACAGUCUCACUCUGCAGCUUGAGGGGUUAAAGAUUACCAAGACUAACAAAUACCCGAUAUUUAUCUUUCUGCUUUUGAGCUACAUGUUCAUCUUAAUUGCCAAUGUGGGCAUUGUUAUCUUGAUAUGGAAAGAAAAAAGCCUUCACCAGCCGAUGUAUCUUCUCUUCUGUAACCUGUCGAUUAAUGAUGUUAUGGGAAACUCUCUACUGGUUCCACGGGUGCUUGCAGACAUCCUGGUGCCUCCUUCUAACCGCCUCAUUCACUACUAUGAGUGUGUGAUGCAAGCUUUUACAACACACAUGUUCAGCACCAAUGCACAUACUGUGCUCAUGAUUAUGGCGUUUGACAGGUAUGUGGCUAUCUGCAAUCCACUGCACUACUCAAUCAUAAUGAAUGACAAAAUGGUGAUAAAGCUGACAGUUUCUGCCUGGGGAGUGGCCUUUGUUUUGGUUGGGAUUCUUCUCGGUCUGACCAUACGGCUGAACCGAUGCAGGACUCUGAUCACAAACCCUUACUGUGAUAAUGCCUCACUCUUUAAACUCUCCUGUGAGAGUGUGUUUAUUAAUAAUGUCUAUGGCCUUACUUUCACUGUAGUGUUGCUCUCGUCCUCUAUUGGCAGUAUAAUACUCACCUAUUUUAAAAUCGCAGCCGCCUGUCUGACUAAUAAGAGUAACUCUUUAAACAGUAAAGCCUUGAAGACCUGCAGCACUCAUCUUUGCCUAUAUCUCAUCAUGUUAGUCAGUGGGAUGAUCCUCAUCACCCUCCACCGCUUCCCUCAGUAUGCAGAGUACAGGAAAAUUUCAGCCAUUCUCUUUAACGUUGUUCCUGGCAGCCUGAACCCUGUUAUCUACGGACUGCAGUCCAAAGAAAUAUACAAAAGUUUGUCAAAUAUAUUCCAUCCCAAAAGAAUUAUGUUGUUUUAAUUUGAACUCCCUGUACAGAUUGUAAAGCCCUCCAAGGCAAAUGUAUUUUGUGACUUUGGGCUAUACAAAUAAAAUUUGAUUUGAUUUGAAUUUGAAGAAGUCAGUGUGGUGACAGACCAAUAUAAACACACUAAAAUGUGUAAAAACUUGAUCAACUGUGACAUUUUUUAUUUUUGUGUUUCUGUGAUUAAAUAGUUAAGAUGUUAUGUAGUUGUGACCCAUGAGCCAUGUAAAACCAGUGAUUCUGUAAAUAAUGAGUUAUUCACAUAUACACAUGUAUUUUGAUUGAAUGUCAUUUCAAAAUUAUUAAAAUAAGUUUUU